Molecule: messenger RNA, 1565 nt
Organism: Phoenix dactylifera (date palm)
Lineage: Eukaryota; Viridiplantae; Streptophyta; Magnoliopsida; Arecales; Arecaceae
Product: RNA cyclase family protein
Biological process (GO): ribosome biogenesis; endonucleolytic cleavage of tricistronic rRNA transcript (SSU-rRNA, 5.8S rRNA, LSU-rRNA)
Cellular component (GO): nucleolus
Molecular function (GO): RNA endonuclease activity
Source: RefSeq, a predicted model, not a curated record
UAGGGUUUUUCUUAUUAGGGUUUAAAGACGAGAAAGGGAGAGAGAGAGGAAGACGACGAAGAAGAAGAGAUGGGGAAGACGGUGUAUAUGAGAUUGAAGGGGAGCCACCACCUCCGGCAGCGGCUGGUCCUGGCUACGCUUUCCGCCACCCCGAUCGUUGUCGAGGAGAUCCGGGCCGACGACUCCUCGCCGGGGCUCCGCUCGCACGAGGUCUCCCUCCUCCGCCUCGUUGAGAAGGUCUCCGACGACUGCACCGUCGAGAUUAACGAGACCGGAACGAAGCUUAGGUACAAGCCGGGAGUUUUGAUUGGAGGAAAACAUUUGGUGCAUGACUGCGGCCUGAGCCGUUCCAUUGGGUACUUCCUCGAGCCACUGAUUCUGCUGGGCUUGUUCGGGAAGAAGCCCCUUUCCAUAAGGCUCAAAGGAAUUACAAAUGAUUCGAAGGAUCCAAGUGUUGAUACUUUUAGGACAACCACAUUGCACAUGCUCAAGCGUUUUGGUGUUCCUUUAGAAGGAUUGGAGUUGAAAAUUGAAAGCCGGGGUGCUCCUCCUCUUGGUGGUGGAGAGGUUAUUCUUGGAGUUCCUAUUGUACCUAAUACUUUAUCGGCAGCCCAUUGGGUAGAUGAAGGAAUGGUAAAGAGCAUUAGGGGAGUAACAUUCUCUACCAGGGUGUCUCCUCAGAUUGGGAAUCGUAUGAUAUAUGCUGCUCGUGGAGUCUUUAAUCGCUUUAUUCCAGAUGUUCAUAUAUUUACUGACCAUAGAUCUGGUCCAUCUGCAGGGAGGUCUCCAGGCUAUGGCAUAUCUGUAGUUGCGGAGACUACUUCAGGCUGCUUGAUCUCUGCAGAUACUACAGUGAGUUAUCCAAAAGCUGAUGAAAUGGAAGAAUUUGAAGAUUCUGAUGAGAAACCAGAGCUGAUGCCGCCAGAAGAUGUUGGCGUUCAAGUUGCUUCAAUGCUGCUUGGGGCGAUAGAGCAAGGAGGGGUGGUAGAUUCAACACACCAGGGCUUGCUAUUUCUUCUUUGCGCACUAUGCCCACCGGAUGUGUCCAAGGUUCGUGUGGGAAAGCUCACACCAUACGGUAUAGAAACACUUAGAAAUAUUAGUGAUUUUCUUGGUGUCAAGUUUGUAAUCAAGCCCGACCCAACGACAGACACCGUCAUACUCAAAUGUGUUGGAUCUGGAAUGAAGAAUCUCUCGAGAAAGAUCUCGUGACCAGCCAGUGAUGCUCAUGGAAGGUGUUUUAGAUGCUCUCAAAGAUGUAGCAACGUUGGCCCGAUUUUCUCCUGACUCUUCUUGUACUAAGUAUUUGCCUUUUGAGGCUUGGUUAUGAAUCAUUAUAAAACUGAGAUGUUAUUUAAAGAGAGUGUGUCCAUUGUAUAGUAGCAGUUGCUGCUAAUGCUAGGAAAGAGGCUUUAAUGGGUAGCAGCAUGGUGGUUAGACGAAUCUCUUGCUACUAAUUUCUGUGUCAACUUCUGAUAUAUUCUUUUCUACCUAUUCUAGUCGUUGGCGGGUAGAAUCUUUUGUUAACGAACUUUAUAUUUUCUUUAAACCAAGGUGAUUUAACU